AGCUGGAGAUUCUUUGUUCAUCUCUCAAAUCGUGAGUCCAUUCAGUAUCAGCGGACGCUUCAGCGGGAAAACAUCUUUAAUCUGGUUGCGUUGCUCGUGCUGUGAUGUUCAAAAUACUUCUGCUUGCUUUAGUGAUAGUGAUGCUCGAUGGAGCUCACGGGACAAAGCCUCCGAAAUGGGAGAAGGUGCACACGGUGAAGGGCACAUUGUACAUCCCCUACGCCGAGAUCAGCGAACCCUUCUACGCCUGGUACGAUGAGAACAGCGGCCGAUCCCGAAUCGACUACUACGGAGGAAUGGUGAAGACAUACCAGUUGACUCGAAGUGGGGAUUUCGGGGAGUCCUUGAAGGUCGCGCCUGUGACGACAGAUGACACACUGAAUCAUGUCACUUGUCUGCAAGUGAAUGGCACGGAGGACAACAAGAUUGAGGUGCAGAGCGUGCUGCCCAACGCCAAGGACUUCAGUCUCGUGGGCACUGAGGAGAUUGUAGGACUGCGCUGCGAUAAGUUCUAUUUGGAAGAGGUUGUGGGCCAGAAGAAGAACACCUACACGUUGUGGGUGAGGUACAAGAAGUCUCCCAAGUAUCCAGCGGCCAGAAUGCCUAUUCCGGUGAGAUACGAGAUGCGAGGCUUCAACACUUUGCUGGGCUCUCACUACGAUCACUACUAUCUGGAUUACGAUUACUACAGCCACGAGGACAUUCCGGACGAGAUCUUCGAAGUGGACUUCGAUGAGCCAUGCACGGGAUUCCCAGGACCAGGUUCAGGUCACUAUGCCACAUUCAAUCCUAUGAAGGAGUUCGUUCAUCCCAGAGCAACGGAGCACGUUGAGGAUGAGUUUAGGCGGUUCGCGGGGAAGCAUGGCAAGAAGUUCGACACUGAUGUUGAGCACGAGUACAGAACCAACGUGUUCAGGCACAAUCUAAGAUAUAUCCAUUCUAUGAAUAGAGCCAAGCUAGGCUAUACUCUGGGUGUUAAUCACUUGGCUGAUCGCACAGCGGACGAGUUGAAAGCCCUGAGAGGCUUCAAACCCUCCAAGGUUGAAGGCGGAAAUGGCGGCAAGGCUUUUCCUUAUGACUACGAGAAGGUGGUUGAGUCUAUUCCUGAGCAGUAUGACUGGAGACUCUACGGAGCAGUUACUCCAGUCAAGGAUCAAUCUGUGUGCGGCUCGUGCUGGUCAUUUGGAACUAUUGGUGCCAUCGAGGGAGCGUUUUUCUUGAAGAAUGGCGGGAACUUGGUGAGGCUGUCGCAACAGGCUCUCAUUGACUGCUCUUGGGGAUAUGGAAACAACGGGUGUGACGGAGGCGAGGACUUCAGGGUCUAUCAAUGGAUGAUGAAGCAUGGCGGAGUGCCGACAGAAGAAGAGUACGGCGGAUAUUUGGGUCAAGAUGGCUACUGCCAUAUUGAUAAUGUGACACUCGUCGCUCCCAUUACUGGCUUCGUCAACGUCACUACGAACAACGUUAACGCCUUUAAGGUUGCUCUGUUCAAGCACGGCCCACUCUCGGUGGCCAUUGAUGCUUCUAGGAAGACAUUCAGUUUCUACUCGCACGGCAUUUACUACGACAAGGAGUGCAAGAACGACGUUGAUGGCCUGGAUCACGCGGUCUUGGCUGUUGGCUAUGGCGUCAUCAACGGAGAGCAGUACUGGUUGGUGAAGAACUCCUGGUCCAACUACUGGGGCAACGAUGGCUAUAUCCUCAUGUCAGCUCGAGAUAACAAUUGCGGAGUCAUGACAUCUCCAACCUACGUCACAAUGUAGAGAGACUUCUAAAUCCUCUAAAUCAGUCGACUUCUGUAAACUCUCUUAUCUUGUUCAAGAUUGAAAAUAAAUAGAGAAAUGUCUUAAUUA
Molecule: messenger RNA, 1853 nt
Organism: Phlebotomus argentipes
Lineage: Eukaryota; Metazoa; Arthropoda; Insecta; Diptera; Psychodidae
Gene: 26-29-p
Product: digestive cysteine proteinase 1
Exons: 3
Coding region: 105-1763 (552 amino acids)
Biological process (GO): immune response
Cellular component (GO): lysosome
Molecular function (GO): cysteine-type endopeptidase activity
Source: RefSeq, a predicted model, not a curated record